Jatropha curcas is the source of this 1115-nucleotide messenger RNA. RefSeq names its product elongation factor 1-delta 1. Gene Ontology annotation, cellular component: eukaryotic translation elongation factor 1 complex; cytosol. Gene Ontology annotation, biological process: translational elongation. Lineage: Eukaryota; Viridiplantae; Streptophyta; Magnoliopsida; Malpighiales; Euphorbiaceae. The record is from RefSeq and is a predicted model, not a curated record. Gene Ontology annotation, molecular function: guanyl-nucleotide exchange factor activity; translation elongation factor activity.
AAACACCCAAUAAAAGAUAAAAAUCACAAAAGGCAACCACAUUCCGUGAUACGCGAUGCAACAUAUCAUUUCUCACUUAUAUAAAUUCAAGCGUCUCAGAACAUUCAGAAAACCCUAGACCUCACUUGCGCUGCCAGAGUAUCUGCAUCUCUAUAACUGAAACAAGUCACUCAAAUAGCUAGCAAUGGCAGUCGCAUUCUAUGAUCUCGGCUCUGAGUCUGGCCUUAAGAAACUGGAUGACUAUCUCCUUACCCGCAGUUACAUCACUGGUUAUCAAGCUUCAAAAGAUGAUGUUACAGUGUAUGCUGCUUUGCCAAAGGCUCCAUCAUCCCAAUAUGUGAAUGUGUCCCGGUGGUACAAGCACAUUGAUGCACUCCUAAGAAUUUCUGGUGUAUCUGGAGAAGGGUCAGGAGUUACUGUUCAGGGUUUUGCACCCGUCACAGAGGAGGCAAUUGCAACUCCUCCAGCUGCUGAUUCAAAGGCUGCUGCCGAGGAUGAUGAUGAUGAUGUGGAUCUGUUUGGUGAGGAGACUGAGGAGGAAAAGAAGGCCGCAGAAGAACGUGCAGCUGCUGUCAAGGCAUCUGCAAAAAAGAAAGAGUCUGGUAAGUCAUCCGUUCUAUUGGACGUCAAGCCAUGGGAUGAUGAGACUGACAUGAAAAAGCUUGAGGAAGCAGUUAGAAGCAUUCAGAUGGAAGGAUUGCUUUGGGGAGCAUCCAAGCUUGUACCGGUUGGAUAUGGUAUAAAGAAACUGCAGAUUAUGCUUACUAUUGUGGAUGACCUAGUGUCUGUCGACAGUCUAAUUGAGGAACAUCUGACUGUUGAACCAGUGAAUGAAUAUGUCCAGAGCUGUGACAUUGUGGCCUUCAACAAGAUAUAAUUUGAGGAUCCUUCUCACUUGGACUAGGUGCAGGAGAGGUUUCACUUUAUGAAGAUUGCGGAGAAAUGAUAUUAUGCUUCUUUGAUCUUCAUAUUCCUAUUUUUGUUACACAAAAACCUUAUUUAAAUGUUUCUUGUGGAUUUUUGUCCUGGUUGAAUGGUUGUUUAAUGUAAUGUUAUCUAUCGAAUGUUGACAAUUUUUUAGAGCCAGAAUGGGAAUUUUAGCCUCUUUUCUAUCA